AUGGCGUCUGCACGUAUCUUCACUGUUUUGCUAUGCCUGUGCUGUGUUACUCUGCACACUUCAAGAGCACAAACAUCGCCACCGACAAAUAAUAUCUGUCCUAACAAUACUGGUAUGAUGAAUGAUGAAGCCAGGAAUCUUAUCUUGCAGACCCACAACCAAAGAAGAACAACUGCAGCACGAGGGGAAGUUAAGAAUGGGAAGAAAACCACAAGACUGCCAAGAGCGGCGAAUAUGAUGGAAAUGAAAUACGAUUGUAAUUUGGAAACAAGCGCUCAAACGUACGCCAAUACGUGUACGCUGACUGCUUCCCCAGAAGGUCAACGUGCAGCACAAGGUGAAAAUAUUGCAACAGUUACCGGUAGUGUUGCUCCUGUUGAAGCGGUACGCCAGGCUGAAAAUGGAUGGUGGAACCAGAUUUCUAUCAACGGUAUGAACGAGAAGAUGUUGUUCACUCAGUAUCUUAGUACCAAGUCAAGAGCACCCAUAGCGUUCACUCAGAUGGUAUGGGCAUUAUCGUACAGGCUAGGAUGCGGUGUUGCGACCUGUGCGACAUCAACUUUCGUUGUUUGUCGUUAUGGUGAAAGAGGUAACAUCAUAAACCAAAACGUCUAUACAACAGGCGCCCCGUGUUCCAAUUGCCCUUCUGGAUGUACGACGGGAGGAGUACUAUGUACGAGUCCAACUGUCGUAUAA
Necator americanus (New World hookworm) is the source of this 696-nucleotide messenger RNA. RefSeq lists its product as uncharacterized. Lineage: Eukaryota; Metazoa; Nematoda; Chromadorea; Rhabditida; Ancylostomatidae. The transcript has 8 exons. The record is from RefSeq and is a predicted model, not a curated record. Bases 1 to 696 code for a protein of 231 amino acids.